Messenger RNA from Musa acuminata subsp. malaccensis (wild Malaysian banana), 1776 nucleotides. Its product is annotated as protein BYPASS1-LIKE. The record is from RefSeq and is a predicted model, not a curated record. Lineage: Eukaryota; Viridiplantae; Streptophyta; Magnoliopsida; Zingiberales; Musaceae.
UCUCUUCACGGCUUCUCCCGAAAGAUCGGAUCUUUUUCCCCCAAUUCUUCUGCUCCGAGACCUCGAAUUCUGACAAGAAUCGGAGAAUUGUUGAGGAAUCGUUGCUGCUGUUGGGUGAUGCGAUCAUGCCGGCCACGGACUUCCAGGGCUCGUCCGUCCCCUUCGCGUCCAUCGGGCGCUCCAUCCUGAGCAUCCGCCGCGACCAGGUUCACACCGUCGACGGGCACCACCACGAUUCCCCCGGUGGCGGUGCCGCCCACGACCUCGAGCUGGAGGUAUUCCAGAAGCACGUCGCCGACCUCUUCGUCGACCUCGCUUCUUCUCCUCCUGCUGCCGCUGCCGCCGACGAGCUGCUCUCCCUCGCUUGGGUCCGCAGGCUGCUCGACAGCUUCCUCAUCUGCCAGGAGGAGUUCCGCGUGAUUCUAUUCAGCUGCAGCAAGGGCCAGCGGGUGCUCCUCGCCCGGCCUCCCCUCGACCGCCUCCUCUCCGACUUCUUUGACCGCGCCGUCAAGGCGCUCGAUGUCUGCAACGCCAUCCGCGACGGCGUCGACCAGCUCCGCCUGUGGCGCCAGCACCUCGAGAUCGCCCUCGCCGCCCUCAAUGGAGGCCGGCCCCUCGGCGAGGGCCAGCUCCGCCGCGCCCGUAAGGCCCUCACCGACCUCACCAUCCUCAUGCUCGACGAGAAGGAGACCGCCGGCGGGUCCAUCCUCAACCACCGCAACCGCUCCUUCGGCCGCUCCAGCAAGGAGACGCACCACCGCCGCACCGGCAGCGGCGGGGCCGCCGCCUCUGCUUGCCACUUCCGCUCCUCCUCGUGGAGCGUCUCCCGCUCGUGGUCCGCUGCACGGCAGCUCCAGGCGAUCGGCAACAACCUCGCCGUGCCUCGUGGCAACGAGGUCUCCGCGACCAAUGGCCUUGCCUUCCCCGUGUUCACCAUGAGCUCGGUUCUCUUCUUCGUGGUGUGGGCUCUCGUGGCGGCAAUCCCGUGCCAGGACCGCGGCCUCCAGACCCAUUUCUCGGUCCCCCGGAACUUACCCUGGGCCGCAUCGAUCACCUCGCUCCACGAGCGGAUCUUCGAGGAAUCGAAGAAAAAAGACAGGAAGAACUCGUGCGGGCUGCUGAAGGAGAUCCAACAGAUCGAGAAGUGCAGCCGCCACCUGGCUGAGUUGUUGGAUCCCGUCGAGUUCCCAUUGACAGAGGAGAAGGAUACGGAGCUGAAGCAGGGGGUAGAAGAGCUAGUGGAGGUUUGCAGUGCCUUGAAAGAGGGCUUAGACCCACUGGAGCGCCAGGUGAGGGAGGUCUUCCUUCGAAUAGUGAGGAGCCGAACCGAAGUCCUCGAAUGCCUGAACAAGUCCCACAAUCCCGAGUGAAUUCUGUCAAAGGUGCCAUCUUUGGCCGUGAUGAGGUGAGGUGGGUUUGCGUUUAGUCUUUGGGUGGGCUACCCAUGCGAAGAAGGGGAAGGCAGACAUGAAGAAGAUGAUGAACCAAAUGUCUUCUUCGGGCUGGGAAGAUGGAGAAGGUAGUGCUCUUGUAUUUAGUCUUUUUUGUCACAGGUUGUGUAGAAAAAAGCAGGACAAAAAGCAACUUGCUUUUUGGAUACUGUGUGCAUCUUUGUUGUGUUCUUCUCCAUCAACUUUCCUCUGUUGUGGAGUCCCCCUAAUGGUGGCCAUCCAUGGGAAUGGCCUUUUCCUUAUAUUUAUUGUACUGUUUUCCUUGCUUCUUGUUGUUGAAUACUCCUGCAAAUCUCAUUUUCCAUAUUAAUUCUUCUUUUGAAUA